ACGCGCUCACUUUCCCGCCCCCUCCCCCAGGCCAGCAGCCCGCCUGUCAGGGACACCCCUGCGCCCCGCCAGGAGGGACUUCCCGGGCAGCCCCGGAGCCCGUCCCGGCCCUCCCCUCCCCCACCCGCCGCUCUCCCGGAGGUCCAGGUCCGGGAGAUGACAGGCGCUCCCAGGAAGCCGAGGGCGGAGUGGCCGAGGAAGUCCGUAGGCCCCGAGGCCUCCCCAGGCGCCUCUACUCACCGUGUCAGAGGCCGAGGCCCACAGAUGAGAGUGCAGCGUGCAGGGACAAUGCUGAAAGGAAUGACAAGGCUUAUCUCCAGGGUCCACAAGUUGGACCCUGGACGUCUUUUGCACACGGGGACCCAGGCACCCCAAAACCUUGCUGCUCACCUGGACGACCAGGUUUCAAGUGAGAGGCGCAGAGCCAUUUCCCGCACCAGUGAGAAUGACCCGGCCAAGCACGAACAGCAGCACGAGGGCCAGCACUACAACAUCCCCCUCUCGGACCUGAAGGCCCUGUUCCCCCAGGGCCUGCCACCGCGCUACGUGAAGCAGGUGAAGACAUUCAAUGAAGCUUGCCUGAUGGUAAGGAAACCAGCCCUCGAGCUUCUGCAUCACCUGAAAAACACCAAUUUUGCUCACCCGGCUGUGCGAUACGUUCUCUAUGGGGAGAAGGGAACAGGAAAAACCCUCAGCCUUUGCCACAUUAUUCAUUUCUGUGCCAAACAGGACUGGCUGGUACUGCAUAUUCCAGAUGCUCAUCUUUGGGUGAAAAACUGCCGGGAUCUCAUGCAGUCCACCUACAACAAACAGCGCUUCGAUCAACCUCUAGAGGCUUCGAUCUGGCUGAAGAAUUUCAAAACUGCAAACGAGCGUUUCCUGAGUCAGAUAAAGACUCAAGAGAAGUACGUGUGGAAUAAGCGAGAAAGCACCGAGCAAGGCAGCCCUCUGGGCGAAGUGGUUGAACAGGGCAUGACCCGCGUGAGGAGCGCCACCGAUGCCGUGGGGAUUGUGCUCAAAGAGCUGAAGAGACAAAGCUCUCUGGGAACUUUCCGCCUCCUCGUGGCAGUGGAUGGAGUCAAUGCUCUCUGGGGAAAGACGACACUGAAGAGAGAAGAUAAAAGCCCGAUCGCCCCAGAGGAGCUGGCCCUCAUUUACAACCUGAGGAAAGUGGUACGGAACGACUGGAACGGAGGUGCCAUUGUGCUGACCCUGAGCCAGACUGGCUCUCUCUUUAAGCCCCGGAAAGCCUGGCUGCCUCAGGAGUUGCUGGGAAAGGAAGGAUUUGAUGCCCUGGACCCCUUUAUUCCCAUCCUGGUUUCCAACUAUAACCCAAAAGAAUUUGAAAGUUGUCUUCAGUAUUAUUUGGAGAACAGCUGGCUUCAACAUGAGAAAGCCCACACGGAGGAAGGGAAAAGGGAGCUGCUGUUCCUGAGUAACUCGAACCCGGGGCAGCUGGAGCGGCUGUGUGCCUGCCUCUGAGCCGUGGUUACACCCCGUCGGAUGGGUCUGUCACCCAGCGGAGCUCGUGGGACCGGAGAGGACGGCAGUCGGCUCGCACCCUGCGCCGAAAUGGGUUCCUUGUGAAUGUAAAGCGACUGUAAUGGCAGUAAGAUGUCCUCUUGUUUUUGGAGCUCACAUCAGUUUAUUACAUGUGGUUUUCAUGUUAAUUAAUCAUGGUUUUUUUCCUUAACAAUUAAAUUAUCUUUCUUAAAAUGUG
Messenger RNA from Rhinolophus ferrumequinum (greater horseshoe bat), 1720 nucleotides. RefSeq names its product death associated protein 3 (gene DAP3). Gene Ontology annotation, biological process: apoptotic process. The coding region runs from base 157 to 1482 and encodes 441 amino acids. Gene Ontology annotation, cellular component: mitochondrial small ribosomal subunit; mitochondrial ribosome. The transcript is spliced from 13 exons. NCBI's taxonomy places the organism in Eukaryota, Metazoa, Chordata, Mammalia, Chiroptera, Rhinolophidae. Gene Ontology annotation, molecular function: structural constituent of ribosome. The record is from RefSeq and is a predicted model, not a curated record.